Bolinopsis microptera is the source of this 681-nucleotide messenger RNA. RefSeq lists its product as uncharacterized. NCBI's taxonomy places the organism in Eukaryota, Metazoa, Ctenophora, Tentaculata, Lobata, Bolinopsidae. The record is from RefSeq and is a predicted model, not a curated record. The transcript is spliced from 5 exons. Bases 13 to 681 code for a protein of 222 amino acids.
ACUUGGUUUAACAUGGAUGAUGGUGCUAUGAAAUGUGAAUCUAACGGGGUAAACAUCAUCCUUGUGAUGGAGAAAACAGUCGACAGGAUCACCAUCAUGAACAAGGGACAAGUUUUGCACAAUCAGGCUUUCACUGAUAACGACGCAUUCUGUCGGAAACCUACAAAAUCUAUCAGAACACAAGUUUGGAACUACGGAGGAUCACUGGAUCUCGGUGUCUUCGACAAUUCAACUCCUCGAGAGGAAUGUGCCAAGUAUCCGGACCACUGGAAAGUGCUCUUUGCUGGAACUGAUUUUCCACUUGAGUCAGGAGAAAGUGUGACAGUGCGCUGUGCGGGGGGAGGGAGUGUCACUGUGACUUGUAUCAGUGGAGAAACAUACGAUACAAGUCCGGACUGUGAGUCUGUAAAGAGAAACGCUCAAGAAUGGAUGACAGAGAAGAGCCUGACAGACGUGGAUACAGAGAAUAGAGGAGAAAUAAUUUAUCUGUUGGCUGGAUGCAGAGGUAAACAACUGCGAAAAGGAAAACGGACAAGGCUUCUCCAGAACGAGCUGAAGACGGAGAAUCUUGAAUCCCUCCACCAACAUCCGAACACAUCAACAAACACUGAAGCAAAACCAGAAGAGCGACUUCAAACCGUUUUAGAGAAGGUAGACCUGACAAGAAGAAGUUUGGAGUGA